Molecule: messenger RNA, 589 nt
Organism: Coffea eugenioides
Lineage: Eukaryota; Viridiplantae; Streptophyta; Magnoliopsida; Gentianales; Rubiaceae
Exons: 1
Coding region: 210-530 (106 amino acids)
Source: RefSeq, a predicted model, not a curated record
CCCAAUCAUGUAAUAAUUAUACACACAGUGGUGCACAUGAAUUGUUUCACCACCACAUGACCUCUCCAAAGACCUUACUAUAAAUGUAGCAUCAGCAUUAGUUCACUGCCAACUUAAUUAGAUCUUCUUCCUCUAAUAUUUGUUCCACUCUCAAGUUUAAUUUUUGGGUUUUUUUUUUUUUUGGGCUUUUCGUCCCCCAAAACCUAGGAAUGAGUCUUCUGAGCAGAAGGUUUUCUUACUCUAAGUUGGAGAUGGAAGAUCCUGAAGAAGUAAGGCGUAGAAGAGCUCAAUUCUUGAUUUACAAGACUCUUCAACGAGCAGAUUCGCCAAGAAGAAGGCCAUCAUGGUUGAAGGUUAAAACCAGCAAGUUGAAGAUUAGAAUUGGGAAGAGAUUAAAGCGACUGAGAAAGAGCAUUUUGUCCACCAUAUCUAAUGCUGAAGCUGGUUUGCAUAAGCAACUUAUCUCUCAUUUAAAAGCUUUCAAGUGUUUGCUUCGUAGUGAAGAGGCUUCCAUCCUUCCCUGUAAUUGAUGUAGGACGGCGAUUGGAGAGUGCUAAACGGGACACCUUUCUAAUUUCUACAGUUCAAA